Bactrocera tryoni is the source of this 708-nucleotide messenger RNA. RefSeq names its product ribonuclease P/MRP protein subunit POP5 (gene Pop5). Gene Ontology annotation, biological process: tRNA 5'-leader removal. The transcript is spliced from 3 exons. NCBI's taxonomy places the organism in Eukaryota, Metazoa, Arthropoda, Insecta, Diptera, Tephritidae. The record is from RefSeq and is a predicted model, not a curated record. The coding region runs from base 67 to 504 and encodes 145 amino acids. Gene Ontology annotation, molecular function: ribonuclease P RNA binding. Gene Ontology annotation, cellular component: ribonuclease P complex.
UUACGAGAACAGCUGAUUUAUGUUUAUGUUCGAAAAUCAACAAAUCAAUGUGAUAUUCUAACAAAAAUGGUGAGGAUCAAAAAUCGUUAUGUAGUCGUCAGGAUAGUGCCAGAAAAACCGACGAAUAUAUUAAAAAUUGACGAUGCCGUACUAGCAAAAUCUGUGCUGCGCAAUGUGAAAAAGUACUACGGCGACUAUGGACUGGGUACUGUAGAGCAUGGUUUUCGAGUGAAAUACUGUAAUGAACGCACGAAAAUAGCAAUAAUGAGAUGCCUACAUCGGUCACAUCGUACGUUGACGAGUACGCUGCCGUUGAUAACUAUGAUCGGAGAUGUGCGUGCAAAAUUCCAUACGCUUUACGUCGGUGCUACUAUAAUACAUUGCAACAAGUUCAUAAUAAAUCACCAGCAAAGAUUUUUGGACGAAAUGGUGGGUCAAAUCGCGUCUGCGAAGGAACGCAAGGACUUCAUCAAACGUGUUAUGGAAUUCGAUCUAGAGCAAUAGCAACGUUGUGUUUCAAUAGCAAUUUACUUAAUAUCGUAGAGUAAAUAAGUUUAAUUUUUUUUAUAUAUUUUUUUGUUUUUAUUUACACCCAUGGUAGUCUAAAGCUAUAAGAAAAAUGUUACAUUCAUACAUAAUUAGGUGGUAUAUCAAUUUAAUGAAGCACCGAAAUAAAUAAAGUGCUUUCUUGUUGGUAAUACAUAUGUA